Molecule: messenger RNA, 516 nt
Organism: Closterium sp. Naga37s-1
Lineage: Eukaryota; Viridiplantae; Streptophyta; Zygnematophyceae; Desmidiales; Closteriaceae
Source: the annotation of a GenBank genome assembly
GUGACCCGCGCACCCCCAUCUUUGAGGGGUGUUCUCCCUCCCCCCUGCUGCCCUCUGUUGCCUCUGCUGCUUCGGCCGACCUCCUUGGUCUUGAGUCGGUCGGUGCGGCGUCUGCCCCUAGCGGGAGACGCCGCCCUGGCAAGGGCAAGGGGGGCAAGGGAGCUGGAGGAGCGGGCGGUGGAGGUGGAGGUGGAGGCAGUGGGGGGAGUGGGGGUAGCGGUGGAGGUGGAGGUGGGGGUGGGGGGUUCGGUGGCGGCAGUGGAGGCGGAGGUCGCGGCGGCGGUGGCGGUGGUAGCGGAGGUGGCGGAGGAGGCGGCGGUGGAGGAGGCGGUGGAGGCGGCGGCGGCAGUGGAGGCAGCGGAGGCGGUGGAGGCGGUGGGGGUGGCGGUGGAGCUGGUCGCGGGUCUUUGCAGAGGAGUGGCUCCGGUGGUGGCUCGCGCCAGCAGCAGCAGCGUGGUCGUGCGACCCUGUCCCCUCAGCAGCUCCGUGAGUGGUACACUGCACGCCAGCGGGUGA